Mucor velutinosus is the source of this 564-nucleotide messenger RNA. Its product is annotated as nuclear mRNA export, poly(A)+RNA binding protein. The coding region runs from base 1 to 564 and encodes 187 amino acids. Gene Ontology annotation, molecular function: GTP binding; GTPase activity; GDP binding. The transcript is spliced from 4 exons. Lineage: Eukaryota; Fungi; Mucoromycota; Mucoromycetes; Mucorales; Mucoraceae. Gene Ontology annotation, cellular component: plasma membrane. Gene Ontology annotation, biological process: small GTPase-mediated signal transduction. The record is from RefSeq and is a predicted model, not a curated record.
AUGUCGAGUACAAAUCCACCUAAAGCAAGAAGAAUCGCAGUACUUGGAGCUCGUGCUGUUGGCAAAUCAUCGUUGGUCAUCCAGUUUUGCGAGAAUCAUUUUGUAGAUAGCUAUUAUCCCACCAUUGAAAACACUUUCACAAAGACUAUCAAAUACAGAGGAAAUGAGUAUAGUGUGGAAAUCAUGGAUACAGCUGGCCAGGAUGAAUACUCUAUUUUAUCAUCUCAUCAUGCAUCUAGCAUGAAUGGAUACGUUCUUGUGUAUUCCAUUUCCUCAAGAUCCAGCUUCGAUAUGGUCAAGAUUAUCCGCGACAAGAUUUUGGAUUUCACAGGAUUAGAAAGUGUGCCUUGUGUGAUUGUGGGCAACAAGUCUGAUUUGAACAUUCAGAGACAAGUUACUUUGGAGGAGGGUAAAGAGCUGGGCCAACAAUGGCAAUGUCCCACCAUUGAGACUUCAGCCAAGCACGAUGAAAAUGUCUCUAAAAUAUUUGAUUUGCUUAUCGCUCAAAUUGAAAAUGCUAAUAAACCCCCCACAGAAGAAAAAGGCGGAUGCACUAUUUCGUAA